This is a messenger RNA of Cyclopterus lumpus (lumpfish), 2586 nucleotides long. RefSeq lists its product as uncharacterized. The record is from RefSeq and is a predicted model, not a curated record. The coding region runs from base 244 to 972 and encodes 242 amino acids. The transcript has 5 exons. Lineage: Eukaryota; Metazoa; Chordata; Actinopteri; Perciformes; Cyclopteridae.
UGUUGAAUCUACACCUCAGUUAGAUGCUGGAGUGUAGUGGUUAUCGAGUGAUCACGGAUGGAAAACAGAAGCCCCGACUACCACACACCUUUACACCAAUAGAAAACAACCACAGAAGAAAAUGUUCCACUUGACUGGCCAAUCACAUUGUAUACUUCCUUUGACGGCAACAAGGUGCAGAGGGCAUGAUGUCUCUGACUGAGAUCUGUUUCACUGUCUUCUAACUGUCCGUCAUCAUCACACAUGGACGGGCUGCUCAUUUCUCUGGUCGCUCUCUUAGGAGUUGCGUCCUGCAGUCGUGAUUUGAGAUCUGGAUCGGUGUUGGAGGUGACCGUCAGACCAGGAGACAACGUCACUGUGUACUGUGACUGUAAAGUAUCAGGUGGAGUUUACAUAGUGUGGUACAGGGACUGCUCUCAUGAGAACCAGCCUUCUCUCGUCCUUAAAGUAAAAAUAAGAUCACUCAACAACAGCACUCCUCCAUCUUUUCAUUUUGUGAAAAACUUUUCUUCUGACUCCUUUGACCUGCUGAUCGUAAACAUCACUGAUUCUAAUGAGGGCCUCUACUACUGUGGAACUGAACAGAAAAUAGUGGAGGAUAAAGAAUUUGUUUGGGAAAAAAUGUAUUACGAGUAUGGCAACGUCACAACAAGGAUCCUAUUCAACUCCAGUGAGCCUCACCGUGAGCCUCCACGAGACGGUGGUGAAUGCUGGAUUCUGCUGGUCUCCCUGUGUCCAGCUUUUGCUGUUCUCUCCUCUCUCCUCUCCUCUCUUCUGGUUUAUCAACUCUGUCAGAAAAAAGCUCCGGAACCUCAAGCUGAUCAGGAAAGACCUCAAACCAGACUGCAUCAGGAGGAAGACAUUUGUUAUGCUGCGCUGGAAAUCCGCCAGGCUUCCCGGAGAUCAGAGAAGAAGAAAACCCGGAGUUCAGACUUCAGCACCUAUAGUGCCAUCAAUACUUCUCGGAUGUAGAGCCGCUAAAACGAAAUACCAAACAUAACUAUAUAACAUCUAACGAUGGGCUCAAACCAAGCGUGACACCAAAUCAGGCCAUGUAAUAAUAAUAAUAAUAAUGCAUUUAAUUUAUAUAGCGCUUUUCAUAAUACUCAAAGACACUUCACAUAAUUAAAACAUCCUAAAAGCUAAAAAUAAAUAAAUAGGGGGAGGGGGGGCAAUGGCCCCUUCAAACCCCUUUAUCAGGCCCCGCCCAUCUUCAAACUCGACCUUCAGGUUGAUCACAACUGACACAUCUGUAACGUUUUGUGAAUGCACCAAUGCGACGCGAUCGAGGUCCGAGUGGACACCGACUGGCAGCGCUCGUCUCAGGUCCCAACGGAAUAUAAUGUUGUGUAGUGAGCUAACGUGAGCUAACCGAAGUGUCCGCCUCCUAAUUCAGACAAUGACUCAGACAAUAUCAGUCAGCGGGAAAGCCUUAGAGGAGAUUAUAAUACGGGUAGAUGAAAUCAAGCAUUCUGAUUGGUUGAGAGUGAAUCACGGGGUGUACUUUAUUGAGCCAUAAAGUCCUGUACACCUGUUUACAUUUAUCUGAGUGUUCCAUAUCUGAGCUGAAAUGCGAUACACAACGUUUGGUGGCUACAACUAUUUUGUGCUAAAAGGCAGCUUACUAUUUACUUACUAUUUAUAAUGUCGCUGGCAGCCGUAUUAUAAAAGCUACACGUCGGGCCUAACAACACCCUUGAACAGGACAUUAUUGGCGAUACAGUACUGCAUCUCGUACCUUAUUGCUUAAUUCCGUCGGGGUCACAUUGAGUUCUGUUCUUUGCUAUCUAGGUAAGAAAUCAGCACCAUUGGUGUUGCACUAGAGCACUAGCAUUAGGUACCUACGUGUGAGACAUCCAUACACCAACAUGGUGGCGACAGCGACCGACAUCGUCAGACGUCACGUGACUGCAAGACACCAUGCGGGAGCCUCGAGGCAUAAAAAGUGAAGCCAGUUGUCCUGCAUUCUCUCUACUGGCCAGCAGGGGGCGACUUCUCUGGUUGCAAAAGAGAAGUCAGAUUGUAGAGAAGUCUAUGGGAAAAUGACUCUACUUCUCUCUUGAUUGAAGUCUUUUUCAAUAGAGCAUGAUGUUCAUUUAGUAAAUUAUGAUGACCAUAAAGCAGGGUAUGCUUUACCACAACAUUGUCCCACAACUUUAUCCCUUUCACAGUCUGGGUUUCCUGUGUCCACACAGUUUUCAGCUCAUGAAAGUUACUUGUAACCUUUUCGAUAGUCGAAAAAAUGUAUUAUUCUGCGUUUGGUUUUUGGCUGUCACGAUCAGCUAGAAACCAAGAUGGCGGCAGCCUAAAGGCAGCGGCAGUCCACAAACCCAUGGGUGACAUCACAGUGAUUGCAUCCUCUUCUUUUAUUACAGUCUGGUAAUAAAUUGUAUUGUAUAAAAAAUAAUCAUGGGAUACGUGAAGACCAUUGAGUCACUUAUCUUCCCCCAUUCCAAUCUGAGUGGCAAUCAUUAUCCAUGACCCCGAUGUGAAAAAGAAUGUACGCAGAAAAUUCUGUUGCUUUAUUGUUUGCUUUCUUUGAUGGUGGAAAGCAAUUAUGUUUUUGAAGGUUGAUACUAAACUCAA